GAGAGAGACGGGGGUUUAUCGUUGUUUUCCAACUCUCGAAAAAUCUCGAUCGAGGAAUUAAUUGCUUCGUUUCAUAACCCUCCAUCCCCACCUAUCAUCUUUUUCCAUCGUUUACAUCGAAAAGUACAAAGUAAAAUUCACAAAAUAGUCAUACAAAAGAUUGCAAGUGAAUUUGAAACUAUUGCACGGAAAUUUAGUCUAUAGACACUCAUUUCCGUUAUCCUCACAUCAUCAAAUGAAGCCAUGAUCUUUUUCAGUUUAUUUGAUAUUGCACGGUUUUACAUGUGUCUAUUUUAUUUUCAUAAUUAAAUUUAUGCUUCACGUUAAUCUGUUUCUAUCGUUUACGUCAACCAUACAAAUUUUAGUGUAUUCUACUAUUUCGCAUCUUGAAGAAACAGAUAAUCGGAAAUGAUCUCCCUUCAGUCACAUAAUCAGGUGCUGUACCAUCUGACGCAAUUAACAUCAAGCAUUAAUCCUAGAUCUGUACCAUUUAUAGUAAAAGAUCAUAAAAAAAGCAAACCCAUUCAUAAAAAUGAAGAUUUUUGCCAGGACAGUUUCUCUGAGGUAGCAAAAAAUUGUAUAGAUCUGCCAAUUCUCAAAUUAAAUGUCCACAAUAUAGCAAGUAUAUGUGGAACGAAAAAAGAUAAUGCAUGGCUAAUACUUGAUAAUAUUUUUCUUAAAACGUCUUGGAAAUCUUUAAAAAUAAAUUCCAAAUGGAAUGCAUCUUAUAUAUCUGGAAUAAAUUUUACUGAAAAUAAAAAAAAUUUUCCAUGUUCACAACUUACAGAAUCUAUAAUCUUACCUGCAAUAUAUUUAUCAUCUAAACAACAGUAUAAACUAUUUCAUAAUUUAUGUAACAGAACGUUAUCAAAUUACAAUGUACAAGUACGUUCUUUUAAAACGGAACGUGAUAUAAAAGUGAUAUACAAAAGAAAUCCUUCGGUGUUCACUAGAUUGAAGGAAUGGUUUGAUUCAUUUGGUCUAGCUUCGGAUUCUUAUAAAACAACGUUUCCUAGUGAUCUUAAACCACAAGACAUAGAGUUAAUGAAAAAAAUAUUUGCCAAUAUGAAUAAUACUACAGAUGAAACAAAAAAGUCCAAAGUUGCGUUUGCAGAGGGAUAUGCUCUAGGCUUACAAGCUAAAAUGAAAAGUCGCAAAGGAUGGCUAAGAUUUUUAAAUUGGCUAGCAAUAGCAUUGUUGAUUCUAACUAUGUGCUUUCCAUUUGCCAAUCUUGGAAAUGUAUUCAGAUUUUCAUUCACUAAUAAAAGUGAAAUUGACCCAGAAGAUAUUCAUUUUACGUUCGAUGAUGUGAAAGGAGUUGAAGAAGCUAAGCAAGAAUUGAAAGAUAUAGUGGAAUUUCUUAGAGAUCCAGAAAGGUUUACUGCAUUAGGGGCAAAAUUACCUAAAGGGGUAUUAUUAGUAGGUCAACCUGGUACUGGAAAAACAAUAUUAGCUCGUGCGGUAGCUGGCGAAGCAGGAGUACCAUUUUUCCAUGCAGCAGGACCAGAAUUUGAUGAAAUUUUAGUAGGUCAAGGUGCACGUAGAGUGAGAGAUUUAUUCAAAACAGCAAAAGAAAAAGCACCAUGUGUGAUUUUUAUAGAUGAAAUUGAUUCUAUAGGUGCUACAAGAACACCUUCAGUUCUGCAUCCAUAUGCAAAUCAAACUAUUAAUCAAUUACUUUCGGAAAUGGAUGGAUUUCAUCGAAACGAAGGAGUUAUUGUACUAGGUGCUACAAAUAGACGAGAUGAUUUAGAUAAAGCAUUAUUGAGACCUGGUCGUUUCGAUGUAGAAGUUAAUGUACGAAUACCAGAUUAUAUGGGACGUAAGGAAAUCUUAGAAUUAUAUUUAGGAAGAAUUAUGACUCGUGAUAUUGACGUAGAUUAUUUAGCAAGAGGCACGACUGGUUUUACUGGAGCAGAUUUAGAAAAUAUGGUUAAUCAAGCUGCUUUACAAGCGGCAAUGCUUAAUUCGGAUUACGUAACCAUGAAACAUCUGGAAUAUGCAAAAGAUAAAGUUCUUAUGGGUCCAGAAGGAAAAUCUAAAAUUCCAGACGAAGAAACCAAUCGUAUUACGGCAUAUCAUGAAGCAGGUCAUGCAUUAGUUGGAUUAUAUACAAAAGAUGCAGAUCCACUCCAUAAAGUUACAAUUAUUCCACGAGGACCUUCUUUAGGACAUACUUCAUAUAUUCCCGAAAAAGAUAAUUAUCUUGUAACCAAAUCACAUCUACUAGCUAAAAUGGAUUGUUUGAUGGGAGGACGUGCCGCCGAGGAGUUAAUUUUUGGACCUGAUAAAAUUACAACAGGAGCAGCUUCAGAUUUUGAAAAUGCUACAAUAAUAGCAGAAACUAUGGUAAAAAAUUAUGGAAUGUCUGAUAAAGUUGGAGUAAGAUUGUAUGAUUCAAAAAAGAAUUCUGAUUAUGCUCCUAGUACUACAGAAACGAUUGAUAACGAAGUAAAAAGACUUUUACAGGAAUCAUAUGAACGUGCUAAAAAUAUAUUAAAAUUACAUUCUAAGGAACAUAAACAAUUGGGAGAUGCUUUAAUUGAAUACGAAGUAUUGGAUUCUGAUGAGAUAAAAGCAAUACUAAAUGGAAAAAAAAUUAGAACUGAAACUUCAAAUAAGAAAGCAACAAUUAUAGAUGUACCUAAUAAGAAUGUACCUAAUACGACAAAUAAGGGAAUUUUAGAUGUACCUAAUAAGAUGUAAUUAGUAAUAUUCUAAAGUAUAAUUUGUUAUCUAAAUUGAAAUGAUCUAGGCAAUGUACCAUAUUAUCCCGUGAAUAUAAUUCCUAUUUUCGAUUUCGUUAAAUAAUAGUUUUAAACGAAUUUAAAAUGAAAUCAAAUUUUAAGUUAAUAUCAAAUUAAUAAUCAUAUCUGCUUUAUAUUUCUUUUACAACGUUACAGCAUCUUUUGUAUGCAUCUUCUGUUAGAUUUUUUUUCUUGCUUUCGGUUUUUAUUAUGCUUAAUUCAUAUUCUCUUUUUUAAACUUUAUAAUUGGUAAAUAAAAUAAAAAAAAAAACGAAGUAAAAUUUAAUUAUUAAUAUAUCAAAAAAAGUAACUAAACUGAUCUUCCCAAAUAUACUUUUAUGAAUCAAUAUUCUUAUAUAUAAUUACAAAAAAAAAUAUCGAACCAAUUAUAAGGUCAAUUUUAUACUUUUAUUAAUUACAUUGCUAAUAACUAAUAUUAAUUAUUGUAUUACAUAUAAUCACAGGAUAUUGUGGUGCAUAAUGAUUGAUAACAUAGGAAGCUGUAUUAUUUGAAAUUUAUGGCUACUUUUUUAUGUUAUCAUAAAUGUGACAUAUCCGUCACUUUCAGUCUAUCUACACAAUAACUUGAUCAGAUUUAAUAACGUAAGCUUUAGCUUUUGUGUCAAGUUAUUAAUGUGUCUUGUACUAUCUUUAAUACAAUAAAAGGAAUGUACUUUUAGAACAUUACAGCAGAGAUAUAAAAUCAAUUUUACUAUAAUAUUUAAUUUUUAACGUUACUGCACUUCGCAUACACACACUUCACUUGAAAAUAUCCCUUUAAAUAGUAAUAUUAAUAUCGAACAUAAUGUACUUACCUAUAUUUACAAACAGAAACGAAUAAUAUUUAGGCCAUACAAUGUUAACAUUUUAUUUACCAUCGUAUAGAUAUUAUAAAUUAUACAAAAUUAUAUAUAUAUAUAUAUAUAGAUAUAUAUAGAUAUAGAUAUAUAUGUGUAUAUAUAUAUAUAUAUAUAUUUAUAUAUCUUAUAUUUUGUAUAUUCUCCUACCUAUUCUCUGAUACUACAGUAUAUAUGUGAAUGUUACAGAUUUAUAAUCUUGCCUAAGUUCUAUAUCUAAUACACUGUCACAUUGUGCAAAUUAUAUAAUUAUAUUGCUGGAGCCUAUUCGUUCCAGAAAUAGCUUAGCAGGUCUUUUAUAAAGAUCUACUUCGAUUUUUAAUAAAUCGUAACAAAGUUA
Messenger RNA from Vespa crabro (European hornet), 3944 nucleotides. It is a transcript of the gene YME1L, whose product is annotated as ATP-dependent zinc metalloprotease YME1L. The record is from RefSeq and is a predicted model, not a curated record. Lineage: Eukaryota; Metazoa; Arthropoda; Insecta; Hymenoptera; Vespidae. Gene Ontology annotation, biological process: protein quality control for misfolded or incompletely synthesized proteins; mitochondrion organization. Gene Ontology annotation, molecular function: ATP hydrolysis activity; ATP binding; metalloendopeptidase activity. Gene Ontology annotation, cellular component: mitochondrial inner membrane. Bases 409 to 2706 code for a protein of 765 amino acids. The transcript has 12 exons.